AAUCAUGGCGCCUUAGCUAGAUCUUUGCUUGCGUCGUUUCGAAAGAGUUUUGAAUUCUACUGCACCGCAUUCCCACAGCCUUGCCUUGUAUCGGUAAAUUCCAAAAGACCCUGGAUUAUCUGGGGCAACCCCUCAAUGAUCCCUCACACCAUUGCAUCGGAUCUGUAGCCACUAACACCGUAGCAUCACGACAAUCGAUGUUUCCUCUGCUCGGAUUGAAAUUCGAUCGUUUUGUAAUGCGUUUUCGAGGAGCUCUGAGCGUGUAGGUUGCGCAUCACUUUAAAGAUCAUCGAGCGUAAGUAGCACUUGCUGUGUCGGGUCUUUAUCCAUGGCGGAUUCUAGUGCUUCCCCGUCUCUUUCUAGCUCCCCAGAGAAGAAUGACAUGACUCUUGAAGGUACCCUGCCUGAAGCUAUGGAUACGCAGUCCAAGCCAAAUACUGUAGACGCUCGUCUGCCAGAGGCAUUGAACACGGGACCAAAUGCAGUCGCUAUGGUUACAAGCUUACGAGACGCAGCGGCUAUGGGAGCAAAGGAAAUGAGUGUCGAUGAAAGUCAUCACAGUGAAGCUUUGGGGCCAUUGCAAGAGCCCGCUCCAACUGAGCUUCCGGUGACAAAAGGACUAAAUGAGUCAAGGAAUGAGUUGCUACAGCGUGUGCAAGCUCUGAAGAAGGAUCUAGAGAACUGGCGGGGGAAGUUGGAUACUCAAGUCAAGUCGUACAGGGAGGAACUUGGAGAUCUACGCAGCGCUCUCAACUCCGAGGUUGAACAACUCCGAGUUGAAUUUCAAGACUUGAGAAACACUUUGAAACAGCAACGAGAGCUUACGGCCACCAAAUUAGCAAAGCUGGAUGAACCUGCAGACGCAAUGAUGAAUUCAAAACAGCCACUUUCAACAACUGAAGAAACUAAUUAGUGUUUCUUACAUCGCUAAUUUCUCACGCAUAGUAUAAUAUAGUAAGGAUACCCUAUUUGGUCAUAUUCAGAUGCUUUGUUUAAGCUUGGCACAGUGCGGAUCUAGAAAUGGGAAAUUCGCGCUUGCAUCCCCUCCUACGAUGAUCUCAAAACUGGGCAUGUCUUAGGAUCACCGGUUGAAUAGAAUAUUGUCACACUCGUAUUCGAGUAUUGCGUGCUAAGAUAUUCAAAAAUUGAACAAUGA
This is a messenger RNA of Physcomitrium patens, 1156 nucleotides long. RefSeq lists its product as uncharacterized. The record is from RefSeq and is a predicted model, not a curated record. Lineage: Eukaryota; Viridiplantae; Streptophyta; Bryopsida; Funariales; Funariaceae.